Molecule: messenger RNA, 3253 nt
Organism: Mytilus californianus (California mussel)
Lineage: Eukaryota; Metazoa; Mollusca; Bivalvia; Mytilida; Mytilidae
Product: rab proteins geranylgeranyltransferase component A-like
Exons: 17
Coding region: 24-2441 (805 amino acids)
Biological process (GO): intracellular protein transport; protein geranylgeranylation; small GTPase-mediated signal transduction
Cellular component (GO): cytosol; Rab-protein geranylgeranyltransferase complex; nucleus
Molecular function (GO): GDP-dissociation inhibitor activity
Source: RefSeq, a predicted model, not a curated record
UAGACAUACUUAAAAUAUCAAGUAUGGCUGACGAAUUUCCAACAGAAUUUGAUGUAAUUGUUAUAGGAACAGGUUUAUCAGAAAGCAUUUUAGCUGCUGCUUUUUCUAGAAUUGGCCAAAAGGUGCUUCAUAUAGAUAGAAAUGGUUAUUAUAGUGGGAGGUGGUGCUCAUUUAAUUUACAAGCUGUAGGCUCAUGGAUUAAUCAGACAAAGGGAGAAGAUGCUCUGAAAUCUACUGAUUCAGAUACAGUUAAAAGUCUUAUUAGUGACGAAGAAAGUACAAUUGAACUUGAACUAACAGAUAAAAGUUACAGUCAUACAAAUGUCACAUUUAAUGUUGGUGAUGACAAGACAGAUGAAGAAAGUGAUUUAAAGGAAAAAGUUUCUUCUGAAGAUACUUCAAACUCUCAGUGUAAUGAAAAAGAAAAUGCAGAAAUAUCUGAGAAAGCAGAUUUAAAUGAUAGUCAGGAAUUUAAACAUGCAGAUUCAGUAGCUGCUGAUAACAGCAGUGGUGCUUCUGAACAAAAUAAAAAUAAUACCAAAGACACUAGUCAAAAAGACAGUGUGAACACAGAUGUCAAGGACAAUGUAACAACUGAUGUUAAGGACAGUGCAACUACAGAUAUCAAGGACAGUUCAACUACAGAUGUCAAGGGCAGUUCAACUACAGAUGUCAAGGACAGUUCAACUACAGAUGUUAAGGACAGUUGUCUAAAGAGCUCAGAUUCUAAAAUUAUUGGUGAAAAGAAAGAAUUACCUGAAUCUGUUGUCAACCCUGACAUAAAGAAGAAUACAGAAAAAUGGACAAAAUCUAGAUUAUUGAAGGAAUGGAGGAAAUUUAAUUUAGAUUUAACACCAAAGUUACUUUACUGUGGUGGGAGUAUGGUACAGCUACUGAUCACAUCAGACAUUGCCAAGUAUUGUGAGUUUAAAACUGUCACUAGGAUGUUAACAUUACUGGACGGAAAACUUGAAAAGGUACCAUGUUCCAGAGCAGAUGUAUUUAACAGUAAGGAAGUAUCUAUGUUGGAGAAGAGAAUGUUGAUGAAAUUUUUAACAUCCUGUGCAGAAUAUGAUAAAAGGCCAACAGAUUAUGAAGCUUUUACAGACAGACCCUUUACAGAUUAUUUGGAAUCAAAGAAACUUACCAAAAAUAUAAAACAUUUUGUACAACAUUCCAUUGCCAUGGCUACCAGCGAAACAUUAACCCCUGAGGGUUUAGCUAAAACCAAGAAAUUUUUACAUUCCCUUGGACGUUAUGGAAACACAGCAUUUCUUUGGCCUUUAUAUGGAUGUGGUGAACUUCCUCAGGGUUUCUGCAGAAUGUGUGCUGUUUUUGGUGGAGUUUAUUGCUUGAAAUUGUCAGCUAGUCAUUUAGUUGUAGACAAAGACAAUAAAUGUACUGGUGUGAUAUCAACAGAUGGAAAGAAAUUGACAGCUAAAUAUGUUAUAAUAGAGGAAUCGUCUGUGCCAGUUUCACUGUUUAAUGCUUCCAAUAAAAGGUAUAUAUCCAGAGUAGUGCUGGUUACAGACAGAAGUAUAUUACAUGAUGAUUCACAACAGUUAUCAUUGUUACAAAUACCUAAUAGUGAUGGGCGUUACUUAACAACUGUGAUAGAGUUACCACCCUCUUCUAUGUCCAGUCCUUCACCUCUAAAUGUUGUACAUAUAACAAUGGAAACAGAAAAUGGGGAUACUACACCAGAAUUAGAUUUACAAGAUAUAGUCAAAACAUUAUUCCAGAUAGAACCUAGUCAAGAUGAUGGUAAACCAGUAAUUAUGUGGUCCAUGUUUUUCAAAAGAGAAUUUUAUUGUGAUGUAACAGUGGAUAGGACUGUUGUUCCAGAAAACGUGAUAGUGAUUCCUGGACCUGGACCACAGUUGGACCUAGAUAUUGUUGUAGAUCAGUCAAGAGAUAUAUUUGAGAAUUUAAUGCCAGGAGAAGACUUCUUACCCAGACCACCAAAUCCAGAAGAUAUUAUCUAUAUUGAUGAUGCAGAAAAAACUGUUAAGGAUGAAAGUAACAAAUCAGACUUCACGGAAUCUAAAUCAGACCAAUCAGAAUCUAUCCAUAAGCCAAAUGACCAAUCACAGUCUGAUAAUUCAGAUAUCACAGAAUCUAAAUCAGACCAAUCAGAAUCUAUUAAUAAGCCAAAUGACCAAUCACAGUCUGAUAAUUUGGAAGUCAUAGAAUCUAAAUCAGACAAAUGUGAAUCUAUCAAUAAGCCAAGUGACCAAUUACAGUCUGAUAGUUCAAACUUCAAAGAAUCUAAAUUAGACCAAUCAGAAUCUAUCAAUAACCAAAAUGACCAAUUACAGGCUAAUAAUGAAAGCCAAACAGGAUCAACAGAUCAUACAGAAGAUCUGUUGCAUAAGGGUAUCAUUAAUAAGAAUGAAGUAAUUAAUCCAUCAACUGACAAAACAGAACAGGAAAAAGAAUAAUAUGAAUUGGUAUCUGGGAAAGCACAGAUAUAUUAUGUAAUACAAAAGAUUGUUAUCAGGCAUUGAGAAAAAGUGCAGAGACCUUGAAAUUUUCAAUUUAUUUUAUUGAAAAUUGGAUCUUCGUUAUGUUGAUAUUUUUUUUAGAUUAAUUUUCAAAUGAUAUAAGAGUUCAAAAUAUCUUUUAGUUCACAAUCACUUCUCAUUAUCUGACAGAAAUUGAUUACAUGAUAUUAUGUUUACUGAUGUUUGACAUUUUUAAGGUCAUGCAUUAGAUUGUACCUUGGUGCUCGUAACUCAGGUCACUCAAAGGAAGUGCAUUUCUAUAAUGAACCAAAUUUAGUUUUCUCCUUUUCUUAUAUGUUAUAUGAUUUGUAUUAGGUAUGUGUUAUUUAUAAGGGAAAGCUGCAAUAUUUUCUUUUAAUUAAGUAAUUUAUUAUGUAUUUUACUGUUACUGAUGCUAAAGAUUUUAUAACAAAUAAGCCUUCAGUCUAUCAAGAAAUUAAAAAAAAAAAUUAUAGUGGAGAUGUGUUAAAAAUAAUUUGUUGCUUCAUCUGUGAAAAAUUGUUAUUUAUUCAAAAGAUUUCCUUAAUUAUUUAACUUUUUGUGAUUACCUCAAAGUUAACAGAUGAUAGAAAUAUUGAUGUCUUUGUUUAUUGAUUUUGAAUUAUUAGCAGAUCAUAUAUAUUUGGAAAAUAAACAAAAUUUGUCAUGCUUUUGUUUGUAUUUUUACAUCUGCAUAAUGCAUUUACUUGUAUAUUUGCUGUUCUGAGCUGUAAUGAAUAGCAAGCAUAUCAAUAAAGUAUAAAUUACUA